AUGGUCAAGAUCUCUUCCUUCAUUCUUUUCGCCGCCACUGUUACUGCCUCCUUGGUUGGUGCAGCUCCUGUGGUCGCCCCCACUGCCGACAAUUCCACGGUCGCCAUCCCUUCGUCGCCAGCCAACGAGACCGUCCCUGUUGAGCUUAUUGGCAAUAUCGACGAGGACCCUCUUGUGACUCUCAAUUCCAACGAUCCCUACUCGACCUCUAUCACACACCGAGGCAAAGCCACCUGGUUCACUGACAGCUAUGGCGCAUGCAGCUACAAAUGGAACGGAUACAAGGAGCCCAUCGUGGCACUGAACUCCCAUCAGAUGGGCAUUCAGUCCUGGGGAAACCCCGUCUGCAACCGGCGCGUCCGCAUCGUCAACGCCGACCACCCCGAGCGCUCUGUCGUCGCCCGUGUUGUUGACAAGUGCCCUGGCGACCAGUGUGCCUGGGGCUCCCUUGACCUCUCCCCCUAUGCCUUCAAGAAGCUUGACCACCUCGCCAUCGGUAUCCUUAACAUCACCUGGAACUAUGUCUAA
Linnemannia hyalina is the source of this 528-nucleotide messenger RNA. The record is from the annotation of a GenBank genome assembly. NCBI's taxonomy places the organism in Eukaryota, Fungi, Mortierellomycota, Mortierellomycetes, Mortierellales, Mortierellaceae.